AUGGCGCCGCGCCCAUUCUCCUGGUGUACUUGCGGCAACUGGACCUACAACUUUCGCCUGCUGCACAACGGCGGGAUGUGCGGCAAGUGUGGUGCGAAGGUCACGCUAUUCCAGCCCGACGUUGCGGCGGCGAAAGGCAAAGGUAAAGGAAAGAAAGGCAUGCAGGGCAUCAAGGGCGGCCAGGGCGAGGCUACGCCGACUUGGAACAACACCGGAGGAGGCAAAGGCCCUUACCCGUGGUCCAAGGAGCCUGACGUCUCGCAGAUGCUCGCCAUCCUCUCGAACGUCCCCGCCCUCGCGGCGCACGCCGACGUGUUCCGCCAGGCUGGCACUUCCUUCAAGGCGAGCAAGGCGAAACCUGUGUCGCCAAACCAGGAGGUGUACCGCAGCAACCAGACUUUGGAGAAGAAGGAGAUGGCGUUCCAGAAGGCCUCGGCGGACGUCGUCAAGCUGGAAUCGGCUCUCCAGGAGGCGAAGCUGUGGCUGCGCCAGACGGCGGAGGAGGCCCUCUCCGCAAAACGGGCCCACAACAUUGCUGUCAAGGCCCUCGCGGACUCCACGGGCGCGGCCAAGACGCAGGACGGCUACACCGCAGACGGCAAGAAGAUCUACCUGGCGUUGGGCGAGUUCGACUUCGCAGCCAGCGACGAGUUCGACGACACCCAGAAGACGCAGCUCCAGGCCAUCCAGACGCAGGUGGAGGAGCACUGCAAGCAGGUGGCAGACCUCCAGAAGACGAUGCAGGAGGCGCUCAAGAGCGUCAAAGAGAUCCGCGCAGCCCCAGCGAAGCGGCAGCGUGGCCAGGACGGCGCCGUCCCUGGCCCAGGCGCAGCCGAAGCCGAAGGCCCUGACGAAGACCAGGCACCUGCUGCAGCGGAGGACGGCCCCAGCUUCGCAGCCUCAGAGAGCGACAUCGCCGCCAAGAUCGCGAGCGCCAGGGAAGCCACGCUGGCCAACAUGGGCGACUUCCCUCCCCUGGGCACUGGCAAUG
This is a messenger RNA of Prorocentrum cordatum, 991 nucleotides long. The record is from the annotation of a GenBank genome assembly. Lineage: Eukaryota; Dinophyceae; Prorocentrales; Prorocentraceae.